GAUGCCGAACCAGAAGGGCGGCAAGGGCAAGAAGAACAAGCGCGCCAACAGCAGCGGCGACGAGCAGGAGAACGGGGCGGCAGCGGGCGGCGGAGCCGCGGCGGCGGCGGGCGGCGGCGCCGCGGCUGGCGGCGGAGCCGGAGCGGCGGCGGCGGGCGGCGGCGGCGGGGCGGGCGGCGGAGCGGGCGGCGCGGCGGCCGCGGGCGGCGCGGCGCCCGGAGACGUCAAGAGCGAAGCCCCUUGUGCUACUCCACUGAUCUGUAGCUUUGGAAGGCCGGUGGACCUGGAGAAGGAUGAUUACCAGAAGGUUAUAUGCAACAACGAGCAUUGUCCGUACAGCACUUGGAUGCACCUUCAGUGCUUCUACGAGUGGGAAAGCAGCAUUCUCGUCCAGUUCAAUUGCAUUGGCAGAGCCAGGAGCUGGAACGAAAAGCAGUGUCGCCAAAACAUGUGGACAAAGAAGGGAUAUGACCUGGCUUUUCGCUUUUGCUCCUGUCGGUGUGGGCAGGGUCAUUUAAAGAAGGACACUGACUGGUACCAGGUGAAGCGAAUGCAGGAUGAUAAGAAGAAAAAAUCAGUGUUGGAGAAGAGCACGGGAAGGUCGAUGGCAGAGUCAGCAGAGGAGGCCAAAAAGGGCAGGCCGGCCAACAAGCCGCAGAAAGGCUUGAGUAAUGACCUCCAGCGAAGGCACUCGAUGGACAGGCAGAACUCCCAGGAGAAGGGCGUCAUGGGCGGCAGCUACGCCGUUCGUUCGCCUUGUGUCUCUCCCGGCCAGUCCCCACCCACUGGCUACUCUAUUCUUGCCCCCACGCAUUUCAGCGGCCCUCGUUCCUCGCGAUACUUAGGAGAGUUUUUGAAGAACGCCAUUCACCUGGAGCCCCAUAAGAAGAACAUGGCUGGUGGGGGCAUGUUCAGGAACGCGCAUUUUGAUUACGGGGCAGCUGGCUUGCAAGCACAUAGAUCAGGACACUUCGAUGCCCCUGUGCAGUUUUUGAGAAGGCUCGAUCUAUCUGAGCUGCUUACUCACAUCCCCAGGCAUAAAUUGAAUACUUUCCAUGUGCGGAUGGAAGACGAUGCCCAGGUGGGCCAAGGGGAGGACCUUCGGAAGUUCAUCCUUGCUGCUCUUAGUGCCAGCCACAGGAACGUUGUAAACUGUGCGCUAUGCCACAGGGCGCUGCCAGUGUUUGAACAGUUUCCGCUGGUGGACGGGACCCUGUUCCUUAGCCCAUCGAGACACGAUGAGAUUGAAUAUGAUGUUCCCUGUCACCUUCAAGGAAGGCUUAUGCACCUCUAUGCUGUUUGUGUAGACUGCUUAGAAGGGGUUCACAAAAUUAUCUGCAUUAAGUGCAAGUCCCGAUGGGAUGGAAGCUGGCAUCAGCUGGGAACUAUGUAUACCUACGAUAUUCUGGCAGCAUCUCCCUGUUGUCAGGCUCGACUGAACUGUAAGCACUGUGGGAAGCCAGUAAUAGAUGUACGGAUUGGCAUGCAGUAUUUCUCUGAAUACAGCAACGUCCAGCAGUGUCCUCACUGUGGAAAUCUAGACUACCACUUCGUGAAGCCAUUUUCUUCAUUUAAAGUUUUGGAGGCUUAUUGACGAAAGCUUUGCUUUAGUAAUAGCUAUUUUAUGGGUAUUUCAACUUUAUUACAUAUCUUUUUAUAGGAUUCAUUCUGUGAUGAAAUUUAAUUUCUUUUCUAACUGAAAGAGCAGCUUCUUUGUCUGUGUACAUAUUAAUAUGUAUAUAUACAUGUUGUUAAAACCAGAAUCCUCCUGACAAGAUCUCUGUGAAGGUUGGAGGCAAGCCAAUUUAAUGGCCUUUGAAUAUAUCCCGAGUGUGGGGUAAAGUUCAGCUAAAAAUGAUUUGGUUUUAUUUUUUUGUAUAAUUGUAAUACAGUUUAUAGGAAGGGUGUGGGGAGAGAUACAGGGCAGAGAAAUAUGUCCAGUUGGAAAGUGGGUAAUUGUGUAGGGUUGUAGUCCCUCCAGCUUGGUGGAAAUGGGAAAUCCUUGGAAAGAAACCGUCCUGUUACUGUUGAAUUCAUUCAGCCUUUCGCAUCGGUUCCCACGGGUGCAGGAGCUGGCCCUGUGCUGCCAGUCACCCCAGCAGGCUUUCUUCCAGAUUUCCCAAGACGGAGUAACCUAAGGUAUUGUGACAAGUGAAUGUAAAUGUAUGCCAGAAAAUGCAAUCUUGAAAUGAAUUUUUUUUUUUUGGCGUAGCGUCUUCCUGCCGUGUGCGUUUGACGUGCGUUGCCCUCACUGACGGACCGUACAGCAAUAGUACUGCUUCCACCGGGGCUGUCAUGUGCCCAGCCGGGUCAUCUGUUCAUACCAAAACAAGCUGGAGAUCUUAAAAUGCUUUAUUUAAAGGUGUUUCUUCACAGACAUUUGAGGGAAGAAACAGGCUGAGCUGAAUGGGGAUGUGUUUGUAUGUGUCUGCUGGGGCUGAGGCUUUGCUGCCUACUGCGGACUGGUUUGACUGGUGUGGAAGGAGGACCAUGAAGUGGGAUCUGGGCCGUCAGACCUGUAAGAGCUGAGAGGUACUGAGUACGAAACAUGGCAUCGCUUUUUAAAACAAUUAAUUGCUGCACCUUUGUCUGUCAAAAUUGCGUUGAGGCCAGGAUCUAAAAACUUGGAGACUUUUUAAGAAAGCAAACUUAGCGUAUUUACUUUCUACGUGCCUCUGUGCUGUACAUAAUAGACUAUGCAUUAGGCAGUGAAUUUGUAUCACAGGGCUUGGCCCUGUAGACUCUGCAGUUGUUGUUUCUUUGUUCCCAUUUCUCCCUUCCUUAAAUAAAAUUUUUAAAAUAGGUCAUUAAUCUUUUGCUUGGUUUCUCAAGCCAAUUGAGAUUUAGAGGAGGUUUGGGUUUUUUGUUUUUCUCCAUAGUGUAUUUAUGGAGUGUUUGUCCACUCGAGAGGUGUGGGUUUUGUUUCUGUUUACAAGGUGGGAUUAUUUUUUGUUUCUUCUGAAGUUUUUUUUUUUCCAAAUUAGAAUCUUUUUAAAGAGUGUAUCUGUUGAGAUCAUGAUCUUGAAAAUGGCCCUGAUACUCUGCCACCCUGGGAAAGAAAACAAAAAAGUCAGAAGCCAAAAAAGUGUUUCAUAUGCUGGACUGAGAAUUAUGCUAAGUUAAGAAAUCAAUGUGCACAUAAAACUCGGAACUGAAUAUCCAUGUUUCUUUGUGCAUAAGAAUGCCAAGCUCACAGUUUUAUUUCCUGGUUGUCUUCACUGCAGAAUUAGCUCCUUUUAGCAUUAGCCAGUCUUCGAGUAAUACCCAAGCUGCACAGAGGGCUUAUGUUGGCACAGAUGACUUACUGCUAACUUGAGUGGUAAUGUCCUUAGAAGCCAGCCAGCUCACGUUAAUGGUUUUCACAUCUGGACUGUCUAUCUCGUACAGUUACACUGGUGAUCCGCUGCUGGUCUGAACAACAAUGUUAGCAGGCUGUGGUAGCCUUCAUCACCGGCGCUCCCCUCCUUCUGUCCUCGCUCCUGGGCUUGGUUUUGGGUCUGGAGCACAUCCUUGGGAUUUUGUGCAGUUGUUCCCUGUUUGUGAAAGUUUGGGGAAAACUUGUUUCCUUUUUGAGGAGAAUUACGGGAAGGACUUUGAGAGACUUCUAACAGUGUCCUGGUGUGGCUGCCACAAACGAAGUUACACCAAGCCCAGUUGCAGUGGGACCAGCACUGUAACCAUUGCCCAUAGGAGCAGGAGCUGGCCUAGGCAUACCUGGGCUGAAAGGUGUCUGGCAGAUAAAACCUGGUUAGCUGUGCAGUGUAGACUUCCCUUAUGGAGAACAAUCAAAUUAUAAAUUGAAUUAACUCCUCAGGGAGGAUGAGCCCUUCAGCUUUGAUGGUGUGUUGAGCAACCUGAUGGAGUUAGGGUGGCUAACAAGGUUUGGAGCUGCGUUGCCUGGCAGUACUGUGAAGAACCAGACCAGAUAGACAACGGCUAGACUGUUCCAGCGGCCUGAAAUCACACAGCAAAGACAAAGUUCCUGUAAUGAGAAAAAUUAAAGGAUACAUCUUUUACGGUAGUGUUUGGUCUUGAGUGCAAGUCACUCAUGCCAUGAGUCUAGGAUGUUAAUUCCCACAUAGGCUACGUGGCAUUGUGUACCCACGUUUUCGCGCACUCGGCGAGGGGAGGUGUCACUGUACAACACACAUGGUAGGGGAGAAGUGGGAUCUGGAGUUCUUCUAAAUAGUUGUUCAUUUGCUUUCCUUAGAGUAGCUUAAUUUAUAAUUCUGUUCUUUAAGUACUUAGAUGCCUCUCCAGACAUGUAUGUGUGACAAUCAAGAAUGAGUAGACAUGGAAAAAGGGAAUUUGGCCAGCUUUAAAAAAACAAGUGUAUGAAAGUUUGUACAGUGUAUUCAAGUCAAAACCAAGAAUGCAGCAGACUGAGAAAAUGGGAAGGGGAAAGCAUAUUUAAAGUCUUAACAGUGACAAGGAGUUACAUACAAAUCUAUCCAAGAAAACAAUUUAGUUCUCCAUCAGCUUUUUCUUUUAAUUCUGCUGUUAAGUGAGUCUUACCUACUGCUUGAGGAAAUGCCUAUUUUCUUGCAAAACACAUCUCUCAACUGGAGGCUAGCAGCACUUGUAGCACUGUAAAAAUGAUCCUCGAUGGAAACCAGCUGAGCUACAGAAAGAUUCCUCUGAACUUCCACUCCAAAGUAAAUUGUCCCUAAUUUGUAGAGAAUGCUUUCCCUGCUUCUUGCUAAUACUGAAAACUGGUCUUGGGUUACUGCAAAAUGCAGUAUUUUCUGUAACAUGCAUCAGAUUCCAGUCAAGCAGUCAGGCCCACCCUUUGGCCAUGAGAGUUUCAACUGGGCUUUGCAUAAGUAGAAAGGCAGAUGUAACUUCUUUGGGACCUAAUGGCUACUUCAGAGGUUAAACUAGACCACAGUUGGUUUGCUUUCUGUCUUGAUGAGCACUGGAAGUAGUCAUGAGCUUUUAAAUGUGUCAAAAGGGAAAUUAUUUCCCUAGCUAGGGAGCUGCUUGCUUUGCUUGUUUGGCUAAAGUUUAUUCUUCAUUACCUUUCAUUUUUCUGAUGCUGUGUGUUCUUUUUAAUCUGGCCUGUGGUCAGAUUAAAUUAUGCCUGAAAUAUGUUUUGUAAACGAGAAUACAGUCCUCUGGAUUUGGAGGUUCAUUCUACUCUUCUUAAGUGCACGAUACUCCUUGUGAUAGUAAUAGGAGUUGCAUGUGCAAAUGGCUUUUCUUUCCAGUAGUUAACUCUGUUUUCCAUAGGAGGGGCUUGCAUUUAGAUAGACUUCAUAUUUUGGAUGUGUAAAAAUGAAUUCAUCCAUCAGUAGGAUGUUUAAAAGUAAAUUUUGAUAAUCGUAACUAACACAAUGGACAUCUUUUACAUGAUGAUGUGUAAUUUGACAUCUACCAAGGUGAACAGCCUGUAAUUCUUGUUCUAUCUAAUGCUGCGGAGUCAUUAAAACUACAGUGUUCUAUAGCCAGCCCACAGACUAUCCUAUAGUCUAUUUGCAUUAACAUCUCCAGUAGUGAGCAGUGUAUUCAUGAUGAAUUUAGUUGGGAAAAUAGGGAAUAUUCCUACAAGGGAGGCAUCUAACCCAAUUUCUUUUUUCUUUUUUUUUCCCCAUGUACUCUUCAUUUUGCUGUACCAGGUAACCGAGGACAAACAUGUUGUUGUAAGGCCACUGGUGAGAAAACCCCUCAAAAAUAUACUUGUCCAUAAAGGUUUCUUGUUGAGACAUUCUUGGAUUGCACUUUUGCAGAUGGAAGAAUAUGUACAUAGCAAAUGAAUGUUGAUGAAAUUAAAAUAAUUGAUUAUGAUAUCAUUUGUGUGUGUUGUUAGAGAAUAUUUUGUUGUGACUUCUCUGUAUUAAAAAGUAAUAAAUACCAGACAGCUAA
This is a messenger RNA of Gymnogyps californianus (California condor), 5862 nucleotides long. It is a transcript of the gene HECA, whose product is annotated as hdc homolog, cell cycle regulator. The transcript is spliced from 4 exons. Bases 2 to 1594 code for a protein of 530 amino acids. NCBI's taxonomy places the organism in Eukaryota, Metazoa, Chordata, Aves, Accipitriformes, Cathartidae. The record is from RefSeq and is a predicted model, not a curated record.